AUGCGCUGGAGGAGGCGAUGUGUGUCCAAUCGUCCCUCUCCAUCUCACUGCAGCGAGCGGUGUGGCUGUCCAGGCAUGGCGCGGUCCAGGAGUUUGAUGACGGCAUUGAGGGUGUGGACGAGACAGUUGCCGCUCGAAUGUCAGCUUUGCACGGCUACACGCCAGAUGGUCGAAUUUGAGGCCAUGAAGAAGUGCCUCGGGAUCAUGCGGAAAUUGGCCAACAAGAUGGAGGUGGAGCAGAAAGCGACUCAGAAACGGAUCGAUGAUGAGCUGACCCCGGUGAUCAAGUACCAUGACAAGGACCAGGGUGGCGAGCAUCACCAGAUACUCCUAAACCGCACGGAGCCCUUGAACAGAACAACAGGGGCACGUUGA
Molecule: messenger RNA, 375 nt
Organism: Symbiodinium natans
Lineage: Eukaryota; Dinophyceae; Suessiales; Symbiodiniaceae
Source: the annotation of a GenBank genome assembly